Micropterus dolomieu (smallmouth bass) is the source of this 3368-nucleotide messenger RNA. It is a transcript of the gene dnm2b, whose product is annotated as dynamin 2b. Bases 262 to 2853 code for a protein of 863 amino acids. The transcript is spliced from 21 exons. The record is from RefSeq and is a predicted model, not a curated record. Gene Ontology annotation, cellular component: cytoplasm; membrane; microtubule. NCBI's taxonomy places the organism in Eukaryota, Metazoa, Chordata, Actinopteri, Centrarchiformes, Centrarchidae. Gene Ontology annotation, molecular function: microtubule binding; GTPase activity; GTP binding.
CCUGACCGGAUGAUGACAGAACUUUUAGGUUUAAUGUGGCUACUUUUAUCACAUAACCUUCCAGUUGAAACCUCACCAGCGCUCUGACUGCAGUCGGGACUCUUAACUGCUUGGUGUUUUCAUAAAAUAAAGUCUUAGAGUCUGUGACAGACUGCUGUGCCAUCUGGGAACUUUUGGUUUGCUGGAAGAGCCACCUUUUGGCUCUUAUUUGACCGGGGAGAAGAGCAGAAUAGAGCCCACUGGGCUGACCGAGGUGCCGCUAUGGGUAACCGGGGAAUGGAAGACCUCAUUCCCCUCAUCAACAAACUCCAGGACGCCUUCAGCUCCAUCGGCCAGACAUGCAACUUGGACCUGCCGCAGAUAGCGGUCGUCGGUGGCCAGAGCGCAGGGAAGAGCUCCGUGUUGGAGAAUUUCGUCGGGAGGGACUUUUUGCCCAGAGGAUCCGGCAUCGUCACCCGUCGUCCUCUCAUCCUCCAACUGAUCAACAGUAAAGCAGAGUAUGCAGAGUUCCUGCACUGUAAGGGACGUAAGUUUGUGGACUUUGAUGAGGUCCGUCUGGAGAUUGAAGCGGAGACUGACAGGCUCACUGGAUCCAACAAGGGCAUCUCCCCCAUCCCGAUCAACCUCCGUGUCUACUCCCCUAAUGUGCUAAACCUGACCCUGAUCGACCUGCCGGGGAUGACCAAAGUGCCCGUGGGAGACCAGCCACAGGACAUCGAGCACCAGAUCAGGGAGAUGCUGAUGCAGUUCAUCACCAAGGACAGCUGUCUGAUCCUGGCCGUCACCCCAGCCAACACUGACCUGGCCAACUCUGAUGCCCUCAAGAUUUCUAAGGAGGUGGACCCUCAGGGGCUGCGGACCAUUGGUGUGAUCACAAAGCUGGACUUGAUGGACGAGGGGACGGAUGCACGAGACAUCCUGGAAAACAAACUACUGCCACUCCGCAGAGGGUACAUCGGUGUGGUGAACCGCAGUCAAAAGGACAUCGAUGGGAAGAAAGACAUCCGCGCUGCUUUGGCUGCUGAGAGGAAGUUCUUCCUGUCGCACCCGGCAUACAGACACAUUGCAGAGCGCAUGGGCACACCACAUCUGCAGAAGACGCUCAAUCAGCAACUUACCAACCACAUCCGUGACACAUUGCCAGGGUUACGCAGUAAGCUUCAAAGCCAGCUGUUAUCACUGGAGAAGGAGGUGGAGGAGUACAAGAACUUCCGCCCUGACGACCCCACACGCAAGACCAAGGCUUUACUCCAGAUGGUGCAGCAAUUUGGCGUGGACUUUGAGAAGUGCAUAGAAGGGUCUGGGGAUCAGGUGGACACCUCUAACUUGUCUGGUGGAGCGAAGAUCAACCGCAUCUUUCAUGAGCGCUUUCCCUUCGAGUUGGUGAAGAUGGAGUUUGAUGAGAAAGAGCUGAGGAAAGAGAUCAGUUAUGCCAUCAAGAACAUCCACGGAGUCAGGACAGGCCUGUUCACCCCAGACCUGGCGUUUGAGGCCAUAGUGAAAAAGCAGAUCAUUAAGCUGAAAGAGCCGUGUCUGAAAUGCAUCGACCUGGUGAUCCAGGAGCUCAUCAACACAGUCAGACAGUGCACUAAUAAGCUGGGAUCGUACCCUCGACUGAGAGAAGAGACCGAGAGAAUCGUCACCACUUACGUCAGAGAGAGAGACAGCAAGACCAAAGACCAGGUGCUGCUGUUGAUUGACAUUGAGCUAUCCUACAUCAACACUAACCAUGAGGACUUCAUUGGUUUUGCAAAUGCCCAGCAAAGGACUGCUGCUAAUGCCACCAAGAAGAGAGUCAUGCCCAAUCAGUCUGGCAGAGAGAGGGAUGCAGAGAAGGUGAUCCGCAGAGGCUGGCUUACUAUCAACAUCAGUAUCAUGAAGGGAGGAUCUAAGGACUACUGGUUUGUCCUGACUGCUGAGUCUCUCUCCUGGUACAAAGAUGAGGAAGAGAAAGAGAAGAAGUACAUGCUGCCUCUUGACAACCUGAAGCUAAGAGAUGUGGAGAAGGGUUUCAUGUCCAGCAAACAUGUCUUUGCCAUCUUCAAUACUGAACAGAGGAAUGUCUAUAAAGACCUACGUCAGAUUGAGCUGGCAUGUGACACUCAGGAGGAUGUCGACAGCUGGAAGGCUUCGUUCCUCAGGGCUGGUGUUUACCCAGAGAAAGACCAGCCUGAGAGCGAAGAUGCCAUGAACCCCAGCGACACCGUGUCCAUGGACCCGCAGCUGGAACGGCAGGUGGAGACCAUUCGCAACCUUGUGGACUCAUAUAUCAGCAUCGUCAACAAGUCCAUCAGAGACCUCAUGCCCAAGACCAUCAUGCACCUCAUGAUCAACAGUGCGAAGGACUUCAUCCACUCUGAGCUGCUGGCCUACCUGUACUCGGCCGGGGACCAGGGCAGUUUAAUGGAGGAGUCAGCAGAGCAGGCUCAGAGGAGAGAUGAGAUGCUGAGGAUGUAUCACGCUCUGAAAGAGGCCCUGGUCCUCAUAGGAGACAUUAGCACCACCACGGUUUCUACUCCAGUGCCUCCUCCAGUAGACGACACCUGGAUGGCCAAGGAGCCAAGUCCUCCGCCGGCGUCCCGCACUGCCUCAGCAACAGCGCCCCCUCCCAGCCGACCCCCGGCAGUGAGGGGGCCUACCCCAGGUCCUCCACCCCCUCUCAACCCCUCACCAGCAUUUGGAGCCCCGCCGGUGCCGUCUCGACCCGGCCCCAGCCAAACGGCCUUUGCAGGCGAUCCCAACUCUAGUGUUGUGCCUCUUGUGCCUUCCAGGCCGGCCCGCGUGCCUCCAGCACUGCCGCCCGGCAUUCCAAGGCGCCCUCCACAUAUCCCGUCUCGUCCCAACCAGUGGUGAUGGAAACUCAGAUUUUGACCACAAAAAAGUUGCUGUUUUCCAUGAUGUUUCCUGUGGGUAAUUCUGAAACUGAGCUUUGUUUUUAUUAGAUGUUUAAGGAAGAGAAAGAUGCAAAAAUAUUUGGUGACAUGAGGUUGUGGCUGGACCAAAGCUGACAUCCUGUGUUUGUUGGAUUGCUUUGCUCCACAAUUUAAAAAAUGAUCUUACUGCAACUUAAUGAAAUAAUACAAAAAUACUGAUGACCUUUGUACAUACAAGUAUGUCAUUAAGCUUAUACAGUAUUUCUAGUAUUUAAUAUAUACUGUAGAUCAGUGAUCAUGUUUUUUCUUUGCUUGGAAAUGAUACUGAAGUACUUUUCUCUCUCUCAAUGUCUGCCAAAUUAGUAAAUGGAAGAAAAAUCUGUGCCAAACUAAAACACCAACAGACUGUGUAUUUUGGCAAAAAGUCCACACAUGCAGUACAGUAUAUUGUAAUGUCCUCCUUUAAGACUGAAGAAUAAAGUAAUUUACAGUCCU